AUGGGCAUGUCUGGAAUGGCAUCGACCUUCUCGAGCAGUACGCAUGUCACCCUAUGGUUCACCGAAUGGACAACGACAACAACGGCAACCUAUGUGUUGACUAUCUUCUUUCUCUUUUUCCUGGGUAUCUUCAACCGAUUCCUUAGUGCGCUCAAAAGCCAGUUGGAGAUGAAAUGGAAAGGACAGCACGAGACUAAGAGCACCUUGCCAUCCAUACCUAACACGGAGAAGCUCGGUCACGAUGUUCGUGGCCAUGCUCGACAAUGGAGCCGUGCCGUACGACAGCAGCCUUUUGACAUGGAUGAUAAAGAGAGGCAAGAGAUCGAGCCCUUGAGUCCGGCAGAACCGCGAUUAAUAGAGGCUGAGGAAAUUGGCCUCUCACGACACCGACACGUAUCCUCAAAGAGUUUCUGGAUAGCGCAAGCACCCUGGAGCAUAAGAAAAGAUGGGAUAAGCGCUGCUUUAGAAUUUGUUCGAGCACUGAUUGGCUAUGUUCUGAUGCUUGCUGUCAUGACUUACAAUAUCGGGUUCCUGUUUGCGGUCACGGCAAGCGUGCUCUUUGGCGAGCUGUUAUUUGGGCGAUACACACGAGGGGGCUUUACAAAUAUGGUUGAAGAUGGCUGCCAUUCUUGA
Alternaria alternata is the source of this 633-nucleotide messenger RNA. RefSeq lists its product as hypothetical. Gene Ontology annotation, biological process: copper ion transmembrane transport; intracellular copper ion homeostasis. NCBI's taxonomy places the organism in Eukaryota, Fungi, Ascomycota, Dothideomycetes, Pleosporales, Pleosporaceae. The record is from RefSeq and is a predicted model, not a curated record. Gene Ontology annotation, cellular component: plasma membrane. Gene Ontology annotation, molecular function: copper ion transmembrane transporter activity. Bases 1 to 633 code for a protein of 210 amino acids. The transcript is spliced from 2 exons.